Eublepharis macularius is the source of this 5433-nucleotide messenger RNA. RefSeq names its product cyclin dependent kinase 14 (gene CDK14). The transcript has 15 exons. Gene Ontology annotation, biological process: protein phosphorylation. The coding region runs from base 132 to 1547 and encodes 471 amino acids. Gene Ontology annotation, cellular component: cytoplasm; cytosol; nucleus. Lineage: Eukaryota; Metazoa; Chordata; Lepidosauria; Squamata; Eublepharidae. Gene Ontology annotation, molecular function: cyclin binding; cyclin-dependent protein serine/threonine kinase activity; ATP binding. The record is from RefSeq and is a predicted model, not a curated record.
GCCCCUCCGUCCGAGCGGAGCAGCCCAAAGUGCGAGCGCGCGGAGCCGCUGCCGCCCGCCUCUGCCCCGCUUGCCGACGGGGCGUGUGGCUCGGCUCGGGGCUCGGCGCGGCCGCCCUCCCGCGGAGCCAGAUGUGCGACCUGCUCGACUCGCAGCCCGCCGCCGAGAAGAAGCUCAGCAGGAUGAAAAAGUUGCGGCGAACUUUGUCGGAGAGUUUCGGCAGAAUCGCCUUGAAGAAAGAUGAUAAUGGCUUUGAUGAGAUAUGUGUCACAAAGAUGUCUACACGGAACUGCCAAGGAAUGGAUUCUGUGGUCAAACCCCUGGACACAAUUCCAGAGGACAAAAAAGUCAGGGUUCAGAGGACACAAAGCACUUUUGAUCCCUUUGAGAAGCCAAAUAAUCAAGUGAAGAGGGUCCAUUCAGAGAACAAUGCCUGCAUUAACUUUAAGACUUCAUCUACUGGGAAGGAAUCUCCAAAAAUCAGGCGGCAUUCCAGCCCUAGCUCUCCAACAAGUCCCAAGUUUGGAAAAGCAGACUCUUAUGAAAAACUAGAAAAGCUGGGGGAAGGUUCAUAUGCCACAGUAUAUAAAGGCAAAAGCAAGGUAAAUGGCAAACUGGUGGCACUGAAAGUGAUUAGACUUCAAGAAGAGGAAGGUACCCCAUUUACAGCCAUCAGAGAAGCUUCUCUUUUGAAAGGCCUAAAACAUACGAAUAUUGUGCUGCUUCAUGAUAUCAUCCACACCAAGGAGACACUGACACUGGUAUUUGAGUUUGUGCACACUGAUUUAUGUCAGUACAUGGACAAACAUCCUGGAGGACUCCAUCCAGACAAUGUGAAGUUAUUUUUAUUUCAAUUGCUGCGAGGGCUGUCGUACAUCCACCAGCGUUACAUUUUGCACAGGGACCUGAAGCCCCAAAACCUUCUGAUCAGUGACACUGGGGAGUUGAAGCUGGCAGAUUUUGGACUUGCACGAGCCAAAUCUGUUCCGAGUCAUACAUAUUCUAAUGAAGUGGUAACGCUGUGGUACAGGCCUCCAGAUGUUCUCUUGGGCUCAACAGAGUAUUCUACCUGCCUUGAUAUGUGGGGAGUCGGUUGUAUCUUUGUAGAAAUGAUUCAAGGUGUUGCUGCUUUCCCAGGAAUGAAAGAUAUUCAAGAUCAACUUGAAAGAAUAUUUUUGGUACUUGGGACCCCAAAUGAAGAUACCUGGCCUGGAGUUCAUUCUCUACCCCAUUUUAAGCCUGACCGCUUUACGCAGUACAGUGCUAAAAACCUCAGGCAAGCCUGGAAUAAGCUAAGCUAUGUGAACCAUGCAGAGGAUCUGGCCUCCAAAUUACUCCAGUGUUUCCCAAAGAACAGAUUGUCAGCCCUGGCAGCUCUCAGCCAUGAGUAUUUCAGUGAUCUGCCCCCACGGCUAUGGGAGCUAACUGACAUGUCCUCUAUAUUUUCUGUACCGAAUGUAAGAUUACAACCAGAGGCUGGAGAAAGCAUGAAAGUCUUUGGAAAAAACAAUAUUUAUGGCAAAGGUUUAUCAAAUGUUAAGCACUGAGAAGUGAGAAGCAUUUUGGUGCCCACGCAUAAUUCAGGAAUUAAGACCACCAGAUUACAGGAGAGGAACCAAAUGUAACAAGAGAGCCAACACUAUGAGGACAGCAUGGCCCUGCUUCUCUUUGGCAAUGGUGGAUUUAAAUCACAAGAAAAACUAUACUGGCAAGACCCUGUCUCUCCCUCCCUCCCCCAACAAUUUAUUCAAAACCUUGCACGCAUUUGGAUCCCUUGUGAUUUCUGAGAUCUUCAUGAAGAUUCAGCUUCUGCUUACUGACAUAUAGCAUGUUCUUUUCUUUCAUCCUUUGUGUUUGAUUUUAUUUGAAUUUUCCACUACAGCACAACAUCCUUGUACAGAUUUUUAUGCUUUCACCAGCAAAGUCUUAAAUGCAUUAAGACACACAUUUGGUGUUUGCACUUCCUGGUAAUGUCUGUACAUAAAGGGCCAGUCAUGGCAAAAAUCAGUUUCUGUAUUCAUUGAGAGGCUCCAUAUAUUUUGUAAUUUGUCUGAAGGAUAUAUUCAAUCAGAAUGAAAGUUUUCAGGGUGAUUGAGACACAAUCAAUAUCUUGUAACUACAUCCUUGCAUUACCACUUGGAAAUUAUGCUGUUCCUUUUAGUUGGAGACUUGGAAUUUGAGUAGUACUCUGCUUCCGUUUCAAUGCAGUUUUCAAGCAUACUGAAGCAGAAAUCAAAUGAGACUUCCAGUGAUGGGGGUGGGUAUAUAUAUAAUACUACUAAAUCAAAUAUUCUCACUCCUUUUUAGAACAAGGGGCGUUUGCAGCUUUUGUGGUUCUUGAUUCCAUUUUUACUUUUCCAUAUAGUUCAGUUAAAAAUAUUUUCCCAAAAGGAAAACAGAAAAGUAUGAAGGAGAAUUCGUUUACAAUAUGAUAAGCACUAUGGUGUAGAAACUUUAGUUGCUAAAUGAGCCAUUUUAGGGGGGGAGGGGAACUAGUUUUGUUGAGUCAUCCAAAUUCCAAAUCGUAGCUCUUCCAAACCAAAGCAUCAUUCCAGUUAUUUUUCUAAGAUGAUCCAAGAUGAUUAGGAAAAGCCUUUCACUACCAUAUCCUCGGAUGAGUUAUUUCACAAGUAUUGUUCAAACUUAAAAAAUAAAUGCCCUUGUGAAUUUUUAAGUUUAAGUGAAGUUUUGUCAGAGAGGGGGAGAUGAAGCUUACGGGAAUUUGAAGGACUAUGGCUGCUAUUCUGUGCCAAACACCAUUGGAGAUUGGUACAAAUCCAAAAAAUAAAUUAGACUUGAUAAAUUUGGGGUGGUAAGGAGUGUUUUUCAGACAUUAUACUCAACACAGGAUAACUACCUUGCGUCCUUAUGAUAUCCGUUACCUAAACGCCAUUUAUUUUUAUAACACAUUUAAUGCAUUGUUAGAAAAAUUUUAAAGGAUGGGGCUUGUUGUAUAAUUUCUUGCAUAAGCUGGUGGCAUCAUACUAUUUGGAACAGAAUAAAUAAAUAAAUGGCUAACUGAUUCUGCAGAAAGCUUUUUUUAAGGGGAACAAUGUUAAAUAUUCUGUACAUUCAAUAUGCAAAGUAAGCAGUAAAAUUGUUCUAAAUGGCUCCAUAGACAUUAAAAUGCUUACCUAAGCACAACUUCCAAAAUGGUGUUUCAGCAUCUCAAACUUAUUUGUUAUUUUUUCAAAUUUUGUAUCACCAAAUCGAAUUGCAUAUUCAAACAUAACACAAAUGCCUUAACUAUUAUUUGCUUUGAGUUUUGUAUGCAACCAUUUGUAUGUGAUCUCCUUUGUCACAUUAGAAGUAUAUGCCAUUUAGAUAUUUCAGGAUGAGGCUUGCUUUUUAAAAAAAAGUCAUAGUGUUUGUGAAGAUGUGAGGAAUUUUUGAGAAUAGAACAAGUCAGGAAAAUGAGGGUAUGUUCUUAGAUGUAAAUCUUGUACUUUGGCAGCUUAAACAGUUACACUCUUUGUUGAAAGAUCUGAUGGUUUAUUUAGAGAAUAGUUCCACUGAAGUACUCUCUUCCAUAGGCUAAAUAUCUUGUACCUUACUAUCCACAAUAAAUCAAAAGUCCACUGCUACUGUAUAGGAUGCUUUGAGUGUAUGCACAUUAUGUAUGCUUUCAAUGCUCCCUUUAAAAAAAGCCAUUAAAGCCUUUGAACAUAACAUUCAAAAUCUGUGCAUCAGUUCCCAGUCCAACCAUUUCAUUUACUUUUGAACUGAUUUCCCAUGAAGUAUCAGAAGUUGUGUAAGAACUUAAAAUCUACACAAUUUCCCAAGAAGGAACCAUUGUCCAUUUCUGUUUCUGGAUCUUUCCAGCAGAAUCUCUCUGGAUUUUCCAUUCUGAUUAUGUUUUCUAUUUGCAUACUCACAAAAAUCAUUCCAAGUACAUAAGGGGGAAGAUAUUACAUUGAACAGAGAGCAUAUAUUUAUAUACUUAAAAGAGUUUUUUAAGGUGCAGAGAUUCCAACAAUGUCAUAUAUUUAAGGCAAGUAACUGUAAGAAACUUAAGAUUUCUAAAUUUCAUAAUGCUGGAAAGGUGGGAUGGAGAACCAGUGCGUUAUAAUUAUCCCUCAAAUUUGCAACUUUUCAAAUAAUUUUACAAUACCCUGGGUUUUUUUUUAUAACAUAGUCCAUAAAGACCUUGAAAUAUUUCCCAGCAUACUGGAUUUUUCUAAAUGAGUGCUUUUCCUCUUCCCUUCAUGUAAUAUCUGAAUCUGUUCUGAUAUUUUCAAGAUGUCAACAAGAAUAAAAGACUUGAGAAAAGGGCUUUUUCCAGGUACUUGAAAGAAACCAUUCUCAUUUUUAGUUUCUCAGUCAAUUGUCAUGGCCUGCUUCAUAUUACUGAAAUAAGAACAUUGCUGCUUUCCCAUGGCUAGACCUCAUACCUUUCCAGUAACAUGUGGAACAUAAAUCACUUUGGAUGUUACUAGUCCUACAUAAUCUUCUUAUUCCACAUGAUUCUGUGCUUCAAAUAUUAUUAGAGUAGUAGAAGAACAGUGUCAGGGUGAGGAAGCGGCAACCAUGCUUCCCUAUUAGCAUAGGAAUUGGACCAGUGUGGUUGGCAUUAUAUGUGAGAGAGUUUUCCUGUUCCUACCAGCUCCCUUAAAGAUGCCCCUUCUUGUUUUACUGGUUUUAUCAGCCCUGAAGCUGUCGGAAGAGAGAAAUGACAAUGAAAGGUAAGAUAGAUUCUAGUCAAUGAAGAGGAAAAUGGAGAGGAAAGCUAGGAAGAUAGGAAUUGCUUUUAGAUAUCGUUCCUGUAACCCAAACUAACAAGACAGUUUGCUUCCAUUGUUGCCUUCUUUAAAGGGGGAGUCUAAUAAAUACACAGCACUUCAGCAUUGUAUAAUAUUGGCACUAUUUCUCUACAUUGUGUUCUCAGAAGUAUUUUAUUGAAGCACAGGAAACAUUAAUAACCAGUGACUGGAGAGCUUGGGGUUGGGAAGUCUUCCUUUCAGUGCAUAGGAGGAACUUGACAGAGGUCUCCUAUUUAUUCUAGUAUAAGUUAUGAAAAUGCCUCUCAGCAGUGCAGUGAGGACAAUAGAUGUCUUCAUUUUGCACUGCACCCAAUUGAAUGUGUGGUGGAUAUAGAGGGUAUGUUCAUACAAAAAAAAAUCUGUGAAUUUGUAACCUAAUGUAGUAAAUGGCAUUGAUGCUGAACUGAAUGACGUUUCAUAUAAAUUAAAUUAUGUUUUGUUAUUCACCAUAACCAUGCCUCCUCUCUUGGCAUAAAGGUACGGAGGUAAUUGUAUGUGCUGUUGCCUUGCAAUAUUCUUAGCAAGGAUUGAAUAGAUGCACUAAAAAUUCCCUAAUCGUCUCCCUUUCCGCCCCCCAAAAUGGCACUUCUGCAGUGCUAUAUACAAAAUCUUCCCUUACUAGGUUUUUUAAUAGUAAAAAAGUCCAGUAGCAUCUUUAAGACUAACCAACUUU